Molecule: messenger RNA, 3848 nt
Organism: Coturnix japonica (Japanese quail)
Lineage: Eukaryota; Metazoa; Chordata; Aves; Galliformes; Phasianidae
Source: RefSeq, a predicted model, not a curated record
AUGGGGCUCAUCGGGGCGGUGGCAGCGCUCGCAUGCGCGGCGUUACCGUCGGUCGUGGGGCGGGGGGAGGAGGCGGAGGGCGCGGAGCGGGGCCGGGACUCGGGCCCAGCCGCACGGAGCGCCGCCUUCCCCCGCCGCCAGCGGUCGCCCGCGCCCCGCCGAGCGCCUCCCACCGGGAGCCGGCGGUGGGGGGGCGGUGGGGCGGCCUCCUCCCGGGGCGGAGCCCGGCGAGAAGCGGCCGGGGGCGCGGAAAUCGAGGCCGGGGCUCCAGUCGGGCCUGCUGUGCGGGAGGAGGCGGGCGGGCCUCCGCCGCCGCCGCCGCCCCCGCCGCCGGGGCCUUUGUCUCCGCUGGGCUCGGAGGACGCGGCGGGGGCAGUUAGAAUGGAACAGAUUGAAGUGUCGCUGUCCAUCCAGGUGGUGCUGAAGGGCGCCCCGGGGCAGCCGGGCACCAUCCUGCGCACGGUUCCCAUGGGGGGGGUCCGGCUGGUGACCCCCGUCAGCGUGUCGGCCGUCAAACCCACCGUCACCACCUUGGUGGUCAAGGGCAGCACCGGUGAGAGGCGCCGCAUGGACCCCACGGACCCACAGCUGCCCCACAGCUGCCCCAUAGCUGCCCCAGGGGGGGGGGGGCAGAGCGACGGGACCCCCGGGACCCCCGGCACCGUCACCUUGGUGUGUUCCAACCCCCCCUGUGAGACCCACGAUACCGGCACCACCAACACGGCCACCACCACCAUGGCUUUGGGAUCCCAAUCUAUAAUGGGAUCACAGGAUCUAAUGGGAUCACAGGAUAGAAUGGGAUCACAGGAUCUAAUGGGAUCACAGGAUAGAAUGGGAUCACAGGAUCUAAUGGGAUCCCAGCCCUGCUCUAAUCCACCCUGUGAGACACACGAUACCGGAACCACCAACACGGCCACCACCACCAUGGCUUUGGGAUCCCACAAUCCCUGCUCCAACCCCCCCUGUGAGAUCCAUGAUACUGGAACCACCAAUACAGCCACCACCACCAUGGCUUUGGGAUCACACAAUGUAACGGGAUCACAGGAUAGAAUGGGAUCCUGCUCCAACCCCCCCUGUGAGAUCCACGAUACCGGCACCAUCAAUACAGCCACCACCACCAUGGCUUUGGGAUCCCAAUCUAUAAUGGGAUCACAGGAUAGAAUGGGAUCACAGGAUAGAAUGGGAUCCCAGCCCAUAAUGGGAUCACAGGAUCUAAUGGGAUCCCAGCCCAUAAUGGGAUCCCAGCCCUGCUCUAAUCCACCCUGUGAGAUCCACGAUACCGGCACCACCAACACGGCCACCACCACCAUGGCUUUGGGAUCCCACAAUGUAACGGGAUCACAGGAUCUAAUGGGAUCACAGGAUCUAAUGGGAUCCCAGCCCUGCUCUAAUCCACCGUGUGAGAUCCACGAUACCGGAACCACCAACACGGCCACCACCACCAUGGCUUUGGGAUCACACAAUGUAAUGGGAUCACAGGAUCUAAUGGGAUCCCAGCCCAUAAUGGGAUCCUGCUCCAAUCCACCCUGUGAGAUCCACGAUACUGGAACCACCAACACGGCCACCACCACCAUGGCUUUGGGAUCCCAUAAUGUAAUGGGAUCACAGGAUCUAAUAGGAUCACAGCCCAUAAUGGGAUCCCAGCCCUGCUCCAAUCCGCCCUGUGAGAUCCACGAUACCGGCACCACCAACACGGCCACCACCACCAUGGCUUUGGGAUCCCACAAUGUAAUGGGAUCACAGGAUAGAAUGGGAUCCCAUAAUGUAAUGGGAUCCUGCUCUAAUCCCCCAUGUGAGAUCCAUGAUACCGGAACCACCAACACGGCCACCACCACCAUGGCUUUGGGAUCACAGGAUACAAUGGGAUCACAGGAUCUAAUGGGAUCACAGGAUCUAAUGGGAUCCCAGCCCUGCUCCAACCCCCCCUGUGAGGUCCACGAUACCGGUACCACCAACACGGCCACCACCACCAUGGCUUUGGGAUCCCAGAAUAUAAUGGGGGUCUCCCAGCCCACAAUGGGGGUCCCCCAGCCCAUAAUGGGGGUCUCCCAGCCCUGCUCCAACCCCCCCUGUGAGAUCCACGAUACUGGAACCACCAACACGGCCACCACCACCAUGGCUUUGGGAUCCCAGUCUCUAAUGGGGGGCUCCCAGCCCACAAUGGGGGUCUCCCAGCCCUGCUCCAACCCCCCCUGUGAGAUCCACGAUACCGGUACCACCAACACGGCCACCACCACCAUGGCUUUGGGAUCACAGGAUAGAAUGGGGGUCUCCCAGCCCACAAUGGGGGUCUCCCAGCCCACAAUGGGGGGCUCCCAGCCCACAAUGGGGGUCUCCCAGCCCAUAAUGGGGGUCUCCCAGCCCACAAUGGGGGUCUCCCAGCCCUGCUCCAACCCCCCCUGUGAGGUCCACGAUACCGGUACCACCAAUACAUCCACCACCACCAUGGCUUCGGGGUCUGGGGGGGGGUCCCAGCAGCCCCCCCAUGACCCCACCACCACCUCAAUGGGCUCCGUGCCCCCCCCGGGGGUCUCCCAGCUCUCGGCCCCCCCCUCUGAGACCCCCGAGAUGGGGACGACCCUCAUGGCCACCAGCAGCUCCCAGCCCCCCCCGGGGGGGUCCCAGAACUGCUCGGCCCCCCCCCACGAGGCCCAGGACCCCUCGACGCCCGGCUCCUCGUCCAGCCCCCCCCACGAUACAGGGGGGUCCCAGCCCCUCUCGGAGCCCCCCCCGGCCCCCCCCAUGACGCCGUUGGAAGGGACCCCCCCCGGCUGCACCAACCCCCCCUGCGAGACACACGAGACGGGGACGACCCACACGGCCACCACCGUCACCUCCGCCAUGGGGGGCAACCAAGGUGAGACCCCAGCCCAUAAUAACCCCCAGCCCAUAAUAACCCCAGCCCAUAAUAACCCCCAGGACACACCCGCUAUGUGUGCAAUGGGGGGCUGCACUUGGGGGUCUCUGCCCCCACUGGGGGGCCUGGCCCCCCCCAGCCCCUUUGCGCCCCCCCCCAGCGCUGUGGGUCCCAGCCCAGCCAAACUGCAGGCGGCCGCUGCACUCACCGAGGUGGCCAACGGCAUCGAGGGGGUCACUGUGAAGGUGGAGCCGGGCACGUCCCCCCCGAAGGCGCCGCCCCCCAAGAAGGAGCCGCAGUGGUUCGACGUGGGCGUCAUCCGCGGCACCACCGCCGUCGUCACACACUUCUUCCUGCCGCCCAGCAACGCAACCGGCGACGAGGAGCAGUUCCCCCCCGACCACUCCUCGCUGCGUAGGGCGGAGCUUCAGCCCGGCACCGCGUACAAGUUCCGCGUGUGCGCGUUGAACGCGUGCGGCCGCGGCCCCUUCUCCGACGUCAGCGCCUUCAAAACGUGUCUGCCCGGCUUCCCCGGGGCACCCUGCGCCAUCAAGAUCAGCAAGAGCCCGGAUGGAGCCCACCUGACAUGGGAGCCCCCCUCAGCCCCCGCUGGCCGCGUUCAGGAAUACUCAGUGUACCUGGCCAUCCAGGGGGGGGCUGGGGGCACCACAGGGGGGGGGUCGACCCCUAUAGGGGGUGGGUCCGGCGGUGGGGGGGGGGCCGCCCCCAUGGCCUUUAUGAGGGUCUAUUGCGGCCCCAGCCCCGCGUGCCUGGUCCCGGCCGCCAGCCUGGCCAGCGCCCACAUCGACCACAGCACCAAACCCGCCAUCAUCUUCCGCAUCGCUGCCAGGAACGACAAGGGCUACGGGCCCGCCACCCAGGUGCGGUGGCUGCAGGAAUCCAGCAAAGAUGGCGCCGGGGCCAAACCUGCCACCAAGCGGCCGCUGUCCUCCCCCGACAUGUGAGUGUGGGCCGCUAUGGGGCUGCCCUA